Messenger RNA from Triplophysa rosa, 1758 nucleotides. RefSeq names its product sodium- and chloride-dependent GABA transporter 2-like. Gene Ontology annotation, biological process: sodium ion transmembrane transport. Lineage: Eukaryota; Metazoa; Chordata; Actinopteri; Cypriniformes; Nemacheilidae. Gene Ontology annotation, cellular component: membrane. The coding region runs from base 25 to 1758 and encodes 577 amino acids. The transcript has 14 exons. The record is from RefSeq and is a predicted model, not a curated record.
CAUCAUUUGAAACGGGUGAAAGUUAUGAGCAGGACAGAUGGACAGAUAGAGGACAGAGGGUACUGGGGGAGUAAAGCAGAAUUUCUUCUGGCUGUGGCAGGGAAUGUGGUCGGUCUGGGUAACGUGUGGAGGUUCCCAUACCUGUGCUACAAAUACGGAGGAGGUGCGUUCCUGAUACCCUACCUGGUGUUUGUGGUUACCUGUGGGGUUCCACUGUUCCUGCUGGAGACGGCAAUGGGACAGUACACACGGGAGGGUGGCAUUACAUGUUGGCAUCGCCUCUGUCCUCUGGCUGAGGGUAUCGGCUAUGCAGGACAGAUGAUUCUGCUGUACAGCUGCAUGUGUUACAUCAUCAUUUUGGCCUGGGCACUUUUCUACCUCUUCUUCUCCUUCAGCCCUGAACUCCCAUGGGCCAGCUGUGACAACACCUGGAACACAGAUUACUGUAUAGUUGGUGCUGCAAGAAAUCUGACCCUCAACCGCACAACACCAAUGAAUUCAACUUCUCCAGCUACUGAGUUCUGGGAACGCAGAGUGCUGUCUCUAUCUGGAGGUAUUGAGCAGAUGGGUCACAUUAACUGGGAGAUUCUUUUGUGUCUCAUUGCAAUGUGGAUGACGUGUUAUUUCUGUAUCUGGAAAGGAGUCAAAUCUACAGGCAAGGUGGUAUAUUUUACAGCCACAUUUCCUUACGCGAUGUUGCUGGUGUUACUGAUUCGUGGGUUGACACUUCCUGGAGCCUUACAGGGGAUCAUGUUUUACCUUUACCCUGAACCAGCCCGUCUCUCUGACCCACAGGUUUGGAUGGAGGCUGGAGCUCAGAUCUUUUUCUCCUACAGUCUGUCUGUUGGCUCUCUAACUGUAUUAGGGAGCUACAAUAAAUACAACAACAACUGCUACAGAGACAGUUUGUGGCUCUGUCUACUGAACAGUGGUACCAGUUUAGUGGCUGGUUUUGCUGUGUUUUCUGUCUUGGGUUUCAUGGCCCAUCAGCAGGGCGCCCCCAUUGAAGAGGUGGCCGAAUCAGGUCCAGGUCUAGCGUUCAUAGCUUAUCCCCAGGCUGUGGCUAUGAUGCCACUUCCUCAGUUGUGGGCUGUUUGUUUUUUCAUCAUGAUUAUUUUGCUGGGUCUAGAUACACAGUUUGUUGGAAUGGAGGUCGUCAUGACGUCAGUCAUGGAUCUGUUCCCCAUGGUGUUGCGCAAAACAGGAAGAAGAGAAAUGUUUCUACUUAUCUUUUGUCUCAUCUGCUUCUUUGGUCAACUCGUCAUGGUUACAGAGGGAGGGAUGUAUGUGUUCCAGUUGUUUGACUACUAUGCCUGCAAUGGAGCUUGUGUUCUGUUCCUAUCUGUAUUUGAGUCUCUGGCCAUGGGUUGGACAUUUGGUGCUGAGAGAAUGUUUGACAUCAUUGAGGACAUGACAAAGACUCGACCCAACUACAUAUUCAUGUUGUGCUGGAAAUACUUCACUCCUUUAGUGUCACUGGUGUCUUUGGUCUGUUCUCUGGUGCAGUACCAGCCCCUGACAUUUAACCGCUGGUAUGUGUACCCAGGCUGGGCGUAUGCAUUAGGCUGGUUACUGGCCCUGUCUUCUAUUCUACUAGUACCUGGAUGGGCACUGGGCCGACUGUUUACUGGGAAAGGGAAUCUGAGACAGCGUUGGCAUCACCUGUGCAGUCCUGACAGGAACCUCCCACUCACCCGUAAGCAGCGCACUGAAAUGCAGCAAAUGAUGCGCACCGCAGAGAUGGAAGAUUUGUUUUGA